UACGGAGAUUCACGGGAUGCAAGAUAUAUAACACCUGUUAAGCCUUCGUGUUUACCGAGGAGUGGCGCAGAUGAACCAGCGGCAGAUUUACAAUCAGUAGUAAACCUAGUCCAGUACCUUUACAUUUACCGGCUGCCAAGCAACGUGCGAGGAAUACCUUUACAAUGGAAUUCUUCCACCUGCCUCUGAACUCUGCAUGGGAAUGGUUUGGGGUUCAAGGGGUUUUGAUGUUUCUGUUUGUGUUUUUAUUAAUGACGGAUUUAUAUAAGAGCAGGGUUCCGAAAAACUUCCCCCCGGGUCCCUGGCCGCUGCCAUUCGUUGGGAAUUUCUUUAACAUUGACUCCAAACAGCCUCAUAUUUACAUGACCAAGCUUGCAGAAGAUUACGGAGAGGUGUACAGCCUGCGAUUGGGGUGGUCUAAAACCGUGGUUGUGAAUGGCUAUAAAAUGGUCAAGGAGGCUUUGGUGAACCAGGCAGAGGCUUUUUCAGAGCGUCCGUUAACUCCUGUGUUUCAUCGGCUCAACAAAGGCCAAGGCCUGAUACUAAGCAGCGGACACAUGUGGAAAAGGCAGAGAAGGUUUGCUUUCACCACUCUGAAGAACUUUGGAGUCGGCAAGAAGACUUUGGAAUCCACCAUCCUUGAGGAGAUCAGACACCUUCAGGAGACCAUUGAGGAGGAGCAGGGAAGACCAUAUGAUCCCCACUUCACUUUUAACAAUGCCGUCUCCAACAUUAUCUGCUCUGUGGUUCUGGGUCGUCGGUUUGAGUACAGCGACGUACACUUUCAGGAGAUUCUGCAUUUGAUGUUUGAAGGACUUUAUUUGCAAGGGACCAUAUGGGGCCAGCUGUACGAUGCAUUCCCCGCUGUAAUGAGAUUGAUACCUGGGCGGCACCAAACACUUUUCUCAAACAUUGGUAAAGUUGCUGAUUUUUUACGAGAGGAGAUCAGGCAGCACAGGCAGGACUGGGAUCCAUCGGCACCCAGAGAUUACAUCGACUGCUACCUCAGAGAAAUGGAAAAGUCUAAAGAUGAUGCUUUGGCAGGAUUCUGUGAAGAGAAUCUGUGUUACACCACACUUGAUCUGUUUGGCGCUGGAACUGAAACCACUUCAACCACUCUUCGCUGGGCUCUCCUCUAUAUGAUUAAAUACCCGCAAAUACAGGAGAAGGUCCAGGCUGAAAUAGACAGCGUGAUCGGACAAGCACGGCAGCCUUCGAUGGAAGACAAGCCCAACAUGCCAUACACUGACGCAGUGAUUCAUGAAGUUCAGAGAAUGGGUAAUAUUGUUCCUUUGAAUUUGCCCAGGAAGACCACUAAAGAUACCACACUGGGAAGAUAUUUUAUUCCAAAGGGCACACGGGUGAUCCCAAAUCUAACCUCUGUGCUGUUCGACAAGAAUGAAUGGCAGACCCCAGACACAUUUAAUCCAGGGCACUUUCUGGAUGCAGAGGGGCAGUUUGUGAGAAGGGAUGCGUUCCUGCCGUUCUCUGCUGGGAAGAGGGUCUGUCUUGGAGAACAGCUGGCCCGAAUGGAGUUGUUUCUCUUCCUCACUUCCUUUCUGCAGAAGUACACUUUCUCCUGUCCUGAAGGAGUGGAGCCGAGUUUCGAGAUUCAAAUCGGAAUCACGCUUUCUCCUCAAGAUUUCAAGAUCUGUGCCGUCCAUCGUUAAUAAAACAUGACUCUCUUCAUUAAUCAUUAGCUUUAGCAUAACAGAGCAUUACAUACAAGUUAAAUACUUAUUUUGUUUGUCAUUAUUUCAUUAACGGAAACACAACACUACUAUUUCUUAGAUUUCCCCAGAAACAUCCAGUUGGCUUCAGGCUCUUUAGCACUAAUCUUGUACUAUAAUGUUACCUUAGAUAAAUAUUUCAAUAUUCUGUCCAAUAGUGGCAUAGCAGAAUACCAGUUAGGUUAAAUUCUGUGUGCAGUAAGGUUGGUGACUGUAAGGUUUUAUAUAAAUUGGAAGAAUUUUAUGUACCCCUUUAAAUGGUGAAGAAGUGCCUCUGAACAUUGUGUGAUUUUCUUGUGUUUAAUGUAAGCUCUGAAUCAUCGCAGGGUCAGUGAACUCUUAAAAUCAAGCUGUACAUAGCUGAUUUACGUCAGCAGUUUUCAAUCACCAGCCUUGUCUUUCAGCCAUGUGAUGCGUGGGCAUGGCACUUUGCCCUCUGUGAGAACUGAGCAUAGCUCAUAUCAUAUCAAGUUGUUCUUAAGUGUAACUUCUUGUUAUCUGGGUUUCUGCUGACCUUGGUGAAGUGAUUGUCUCACACCAUGCUUCAUGUUAGGGAAAUAAGACCAAAUUUGGUCAAGGAAAUUACGUAAGCGAGCUGUAUAGCUAUGCUGUAUGAAGUAAUUUCAGGGCUCAGAAAACUACAUCUACACUGACGCCAGCUCAGAAACCAACAUCUCUGAUGGCAUGAGAGCUCAGACACUCCAUCUCUGAUGCCAUGAGAGCUCAGACACUCCAUCUCUGAUGCCAUGAGAGCUCAGACACUCCAUCUCUGAUGCCAUGAGAGCUCAGACACUCCAUCUCUGAUGCCAUGAGAGCUCAGACACUCCAUCUCUGAUGCCAUGAGAGCUCAGACACUCCAUCUCUGAUGUCAUGAGAGCUCAGACACACCAUCUCUGUCACCAUGGCAGCUCAGACAACAUCUUGAGGCCAGGACGGGGCUCAGAACACCAUCAACUGAGGUCUGUGUAGAUCACUGAUAUAUAACAUUUGAUUUGCUUUGUUCCUGAAUAAAACAAUUUUGAUUGAAA
Acipenser ruthenus (sterlet) is the source of this 2758-nucleotide messenger RNA. Its product is annotated as cytochrome P450 2J2-like. Gene Ontology annotation, molecular function: oxidoreductase activity, acting on paired donors, with incorporation or reduction of molecular oxygen, reduced flavin or flavoprotein as one donor, and incorporation of one atom of oxygen; heme binding; iron ion binding. The coding region runs from base 165 to 1670 and encodes 501 amino acids. Gene Ontology annotation, cellular component: intracellular membrane-bounded organelle; cytoplasm. Lineage: Eukaryota; Metazoa; Chordata; Actinopteri; Acipenseriformes; Acipenseridae. Gene Ontology annotation, biological process: xenobiotic metabolic process. The record is from RefSeq and is a predicted model, not a curated record. The transcript is spliced from 9 exons.